UUUUGUGACGUCAUGAAAAGAGAGGGUAAAAUAUCGGAUCACAUGUGAAGGACUAACAGUUGUUAUAUAUCCUUUCAAUAGUUUUAAAGGUAUGAAUGGUAUCUUAUAGAUCUGGUUGAAUAAUUUGAUAUUUUUGAAGAUUCACUGAAAAAUCAAGAUAAAGCGACAAGGUUCUCCGUUGUCCCAGGUUUUGGCAAAGAUGCCGCCAGUAACACAAAAUGGCAGCCCAAAGGCUCAAGUUGAAGAAUACAUAUCAAAGAAUAAAGUGAUGAUGUUUAGUAAAACUACAUGUCCAUUUUGUAAGAAGAUAAAAGACCUAUUUAAAAAUCUCAAUGUGGAAUAUCAAGUAUUAGAGCUGGACCAGAUCUCAAAUGGAUCAGAGUUACAGAAUGCAUUGCUGGAAGUUUCUGGACAAAAAACUGUACCAAAUAUAUAUAUCAACUCCAAGCAUCUAGGUGGAUGUGACGAUACGUUAAAAGCUCAAGCUGAAAAUAGACUCUUGCCAAUGAUCAAUGAUGAUGGAAAAAGUUAUGAUUAUGAUCUGAUUGUAAUUGGUGGAGGAUCAGGGGGACUUGCUGCAUCAAAAGAAGCUGCUAGUUUAGGUAGAAAAGUUGCUGUAUUUGAUUUUGUACAACCAUCUCCUACAGGCACAACAUGGGGUUUAGGUGGAACAUGUGUGAAUGUUGGCUGUAUACCAAAGAAACUGAUGCAUCAAGCUGCAUUAUUAGGUCAUGGUUUAGAAGAUGCUAGACAGUUUGGUUGGGAAAUUCCAGAAAAUGUGAAGCAUAGUUGGGAUAAAAUGAAGAAUGCCAUUCAGGACCAUAUAGGAUCUUUAAAUUGGGGAUACAGAGUGCAGCUACGAGAAAAGAAAGUAGAUUAUCACAAUGCAUAUGCUCAGUUUGUUGAUAAACACACAAUAAAGGGAGUGAACAAAAAAGGAAAAGAAAUAAUAAAGACAGCAAGACAUUUUAUUUUGGCUAUGGGUGAACGACCACGAUACCCAGAUAUUCCAGGAGCCAAAGAAUUUGGCAUUACAAGUGACGAUUUAUUUUCCUUGCCUUACUGUCCUGGUAAAACAUUGAUGGUCGGAGCCUCCUAUGUCUCAUUGGAAUGUGGAGGUUUCCUGAAGGCUAUUGGUAUGGACGUUACAGUGAUGGUCAGAUCCAUUCUUCUCAGAGGUUUUGACCAGCAGAUGGCUGAUAAGAUUGGCGACUAUAUGGGAUUACAUGGCAUUGACUUUGUACGACCAUGUGUUCCUACAAAGAUAGAACAAUUACAAGAGAGACAAGAUGGAAAACCAGGAUUAUACAAAGUCUAUGGGAAAUACAAUGAUGGUACUGAAUAUAGUGAUGAAUUCAAUACUGUUAUAUUUGCCAUUGGAAGAGAUCCUUGUACACAAAAUAUAGGAUUAGACAAAGUAGGAGUCCAGAUGAGCAAAAAUGGAUUUGUGAUAUCAAAUGAUGCUGACCAAACAAACAUCUCAAAUAUUUAUGCAAUUGGAGAUAUACUUGAAGGAAAACCAGAACUGACACCAGUAGCUAUACAUUCUGGUCGCCUGUUGGCAAGGAGACUGUAUGAAAAUGGAACUUUAUUGACUGACUAUAUAAAUGUAUGCACCACAGUAUUUACUCCACUAGAAUAUGGCUGCUGUGGUUACUCAGAGGAGGAUGCUAUACAAAAGUUUGGAGAGGAUAAAAUAGAGGUUUACCACUCAAAUUUUUGGCCUCUGGAAUGGACAGUGGCAAAAAGAGAAAAUGAUGCAUGCUAUGCAAAGCUGAUCUGCCUAAUCCCAGAAAAGGAAAAAGUGAUAGGCUUCCAUGUUGUGGGACCAAAUGCUGGAGAAAUUACUCAAGGUUUUGGAACUGCAAUUAAAUUAGGGGCCACUAAAACUGAUUUUGAUAACACUAUUGGCAUACAUCCAACAUGUGCUGAGACAUUUACCACAUUGGAUGUCACAAAAAGAGGUGGUGGUAGUAUAGACACUGCUGGUUGCUGAGGUUAGAUCCUGCUGUUGAAUAAAAUCUCAUCCUAAAAUUUCUGCUAAAUUAUAAGACAAAAGUGCUGAUAGGACUUAUAUCAUUAACAAUAUGUGACAUGUUGAAUGUAAUACAUGUAUGGUAUUAAGAAAUAACUGUGUAAACCAAAUUGAAGACAAUUUCACUAUCUGUUUACAUGAAACAAUGUUUUUGAUUUUUAGGUAACCAUGAUAGCUGUAGAAAUUUCUGAAAGGCCAUCUUACAAAACUCUUGCCAGACUUUAAACAAAAGUCAAAGAGAUUAUGAUAUUAUUUCUUAAAAUUAAGACCACACAUAAUGAGCAAUGUAAAUCUGAAGUUUAUAUAUUGAAAACCUGCUGACGUAUGUAAAAUCUACAGACAGAUAUGUUAUUGUAUGUGUUAAAAUGUAUAUUUACCAAUGUCUUUCAUGACUGUUGUCAGCUGUGGUACAUUCCAAAGAAACACCAAAGAAGCUCAACACCACUGUAAUACUAACUUAGUAUGCAGAAGUUUUAUCAAUUGUGUGGAUUUGUUUACAGAGGUUUUUGUUUAUGAGUUAUCGUUAAAUAAGGUUUAAGUGUAUUUUUCAUUGAGAUUUCUGUAUAAAAUAUUUUAAAAAGAGUUAUUUGUAGGUCAGAUUGAAGAAGUUCAAGAAUAUUGUUUUUUAAAUUUGUUAAAUGAUUUAGAAUAUGUGUCAAAUUUUUCAGUUUUACAGAAAUUUGUAGAAAGAGUAACUAGAUUUUUGUAAACAUUUUUCUGAAUCUAUUGCUGAUCCUUUGUAAAUAAGUUGAUAAAAAACCAAAUUUAAAUGGUUAUAGAAAGAAAACAAGCAUGGGAACUGCAAAAAAAUCUUGAGUAGUUGAUUAAUAUCCGUUUUUCAUUUCGAUUCUUUUACAUAUAUAUAAGAAAAUGUUAAGGACUACUUCAACUUGACCUAAAUUUAAAAAAAUAAGAUUUAGAUGAUUUACAUACAUUUUUAAGUUUUAAAUUGUGUCCUUGGUUAUCAGCCAUUGUCUAUAGAAGCAGUAUUUGGGAUGAGAUCAACAGCAGGAUUUCAAGGUCAUAAGGGCUACAAUAUAACUGUGCAUUUGUAUAGUGCCUGAAUGAUGGACAUGUUUGUAAACCUCAGAAUGAGGCUAGACAUGACCGGAAAUGUUAUUUUGUGCUCUUAGUAAUUAUAAGAUAUUUGAUAUUUUUGUUUACUACUUAAUAUACCAAAAAUCGCAUUAACUGUUUAUACAAUGUAUUUAUAUUAAGGUAGUUGAGCAACAAUGUAAAUAUCUUUAAUGUUUUUUUAGUGCUAGAUUGUUAUUAUUAUACAUGAAAUUAACUUUUGUUCAUAUUUACAUUAUCAUGAUUAUUAAAAUUGAACAAUGUUAUUUAUUAGCUUUAUGAAGAUUGAAUUACAUUCAACCUAAUUGUAUAUAUAAUAUCUGCACCAUCCAAAAUGAAAAAUAAGCAGGUUCAAGAUUACCAGUUUUUAUAGCUGAAUUAUUUGAGUAUGUUUGAAGAACAAUGAAGUUCAGAAUUACCAAUUUUUACAACUAAUUUAUUUGAGUAUGUAUGAAAAAGAAUGAAGUUCAGGAUUACCAAUUUUUACAGGUAAUCUAUUUGAGUAUGUUUGAAGGGUCAGGAUUGAGUUUGAAUGUUUAUUUUUUUUAUUUUACAUGUUCAUGUUUUACCUUAAUACAGAACAAUUGCAUUGAUAGGGAUUUUGUUAGAUAUUAGAACUGAAAGCUAUGUAGAUUUAAAAAUAGGAUAUUUUAGGAUAAAUUAAUGAUAGCAUGAUUUUCUUGUAUUUUCUUUCUGGUAUCUGUAAUUUUGAUUUUAAUUAUAUUAAUUGAGCACAACAGCAUUGACUUAAAAUUUUGAUUGUUACUGUCCUUGUAGUUUAUUUGUAAUGAUCUGAAAAACUGAAAUAAUUAAAUUUGAAAGAAAUUGAA
This is a messenger RNA of Mytilus trossulus (common blue mussel), 3939 nucleotides long. Its product is annotated as thioredoxin reductase 1, cytoplasmic-like. Lineage: Eukaryota; Metazoa; Mollusca; Bivalvia; Mytilida; Mytilidae. The transcript has 19 exons. Bases 200 to 1996 code for a protein of 598 amino acids. The record is from RefSeq and is a predicted model, not a curated record. Gene Ontology annotation, molecular function: thioredoxin-disulfide reductase (NADPH) activity; flavin adenine dinucleotide binding; glutathione-disulfide reductase (NADPH) activity. Gene Ontology annotation, biological process: cellular response to oxidative stress; cell redox homeostasis; glutathione metabolic process. Gene Ontology annotation, cellular component: cytosol; mitochondrion.